GUCGCCCCAGAGUCAAAAGUGCUCUCUCGUCUCUACCUCCACCACCACCCGGAGACCUCCCUCUGUCCCCUCUUUACUCCAGGCUGGCCCUUUCCCUUCACAUAAUACAGCGCAGGACGUCAUCUCUCUGCUUAGAUUCUCUCGCAACAAUACUUCCAGACUAGACGCAGGCCCUCCCAUCCUAUCCGGACCACUACCACCAUGUCCAACCGUUCCUCUGCCCUGGACUUUCAAGAUCGCAACCCGUUUAAAGACCAGAACCCGUUUGAGAAUUCCUCUGACUUCGCUCAUGAUGGCAGGGCGAUGAAGGCUCCCCUUCAGCGCAACAAAACGGAGCGCACCCGACUGCAGGGUAUCCAGCGCGUUGCCUCUAAUGUCAGCGGCAAUGGUGUUCCCUUCCAACCGACCGCCCCGAAUACGUGGAAGAAGAAGUUCGACGUCUGGAUGAUCAACGAGGGUGGCAAACGCCUCUUCUUCUUCACCUGGAUAUUCUUUCACUGCCUGGUCAUCGCUUUCGGGUUCAUGAACUAUGACCUCAGCGAUGACCUUACCACUGCAAGGGCAACUUUUGGUAUAACGUAUCCUAUCGCUCGUGGAGCUGCAUUAGUUCUCCAUACUGAUGUCAUCUUCAUCCUUUUGCCCGUUUGCCGGAACUUCAUCUCUCUCAUGCGUCGCACCCCUCUGAACCACUUCAUUCCCUUCGACAAGAAUAUCACGUUCCACAAGGCAACCGCCUGGUCUAUGGUUGUCUUCACGGUCAUCCACAUCGCCGCGCAUAUGGUCAACUUCUACAAGCUUGCCCUCGCAGACCCCAAUGCGACCACCCCGGCCAAGCGUUUUGUCGUAUGGCUUGAAGCCAACUUCACCACAGGACCCGGUGUUACUGGCUGGGUCAUGACAGCGGCACUCUUCACCAUGGUUUACUACGCCUCCGAAAAGAACCGUCGCAGCCGCUUUGAAACGUUCUGGUACACACAUCACCUUUUCAUCGUCUACUUCCUCGGCUGGCAGCUGCACGGAAUGUGGUGCAUGAUCCAGCCGGAUCGCGAGCCAUUCUGCUCUUUCAACUCGAUCGGUGUCUUCUGGCGAUACUGGCUCAUCGGCGGUCUUAUCUGGAGUUACGAGCGCAUCCUGCGUGAGGUCCGCUCGAGGCACAGGACGUAUAUCUCCAAGGUCAUCCAGCACCCGUCCAAGGUUGUCGAACUGCAGAUCAAGAAGGAGAAGACCAAGACCCGCGCUGGCCAGUACAUCUUCAUCAACUGCCCCGAGAUUUCCUACUUCCAAUGGCACCCCUUCACCCUCACAAGCGCCCCAGAGGAAGAUUACAUUUCGGUGCAUAUCCGUGUCGCUGGUGACUUCACUACUGCUCUCGCCAAGGCUGUAGGAUGCGACUUUGAUUCGAAGGAGAAGGUGAAGGAAGUGGACGAAGCUGGUGGUGUCGUCCUUGGAACUAACUCGAACCCGCCACUCAACCGGGUUCUUCCUCGGGUCAUGGUUGACGGUCCUUUCGGUAGUGCAUCCGAAGACUUCUUGAACUACGAGACUGUUCUUCUCGUUGGUGCUGGUAUCGGUGUCACUCCCUUCGCCUCUAUCCUGAAGUCCGUUUGGUACCGCAUGAACAACAUGAACAACUCGAAGCCUACUCGUCUCUCCAAGGUCUACUUCACCUGGGUCAUCCGUGAUUUCGGCUCUGCAGAGUGGUUCCACUCGCUCCUCGCUGCCAUCGAAGAGCAGGACUUGCAGAACCGUAUCGAGAUCAACAUCUACCUCACUGCGAAAAUCAAGGAGGACGACAUGAACAACAUCAUCGUGUCCGACGUCGGUGCCGAGAAGGAUGCAAUCACUUCACUCCGUGCGCCGACUCACUUUGGACGUCCCAACUGGGACAGAGUGUUUGGGUCAAUGGUCGACAAACACCCGGAUACGGAUAUUGGUGUGUUCUUCUGCGGUCCUCCAGCGCUCUCCAAGCAGCUGCAUAUCAUGUCCAACAAGUACUCCACUCCCGAGGGCACCCGUUUCUUCUUUGGGAAGGAGAACUUUUAAAUGCUUCAUGUUUGGAAAACAGUUCGCGGUUUUCGGCUUUCUUUUCGGUUCUUGGUUUCGGUUUCGGGCCGCCCGUUGCCUGGCCGGCGGUUGUCAAGUGUCAAGGAUGGUUGCAUUGCUCUCUGUACACUCGCUUGCUUGCUCAUCUUCGAGCUUUGCUUUGCUUAUUGUCAUCUUCUCACAUACUCCAGACGUGUAUAUACAAGUGCGCUUGCGUACGUACGGGUACAUCUGGGUCGAGUCAUGUGCGUCUGUGCCGCUGUAACUUUUAUCUAACCUACAUCGUUGUUGAAUGCAGAGCGUUCACCUUAUGGACGACCCGGCGCCCUCGCUCAUUACAACUAUAUAGGUUACUACCUUGCUACACCCGUCUCGCUGCAUGUUCUGGACACUCAUUUCCUGUGAAUCGGCUCGCCGUGACACGGAUGUAAUUUAUUCCUGAUCUCGUCUCCAUCGUCUUAUGUAUAUACCAUGGCAACAUUGUUCUUUUAUUUGACUGGC
Messenger RNA from Coniophora puteana RWD-64-598 SS2, 2544 nucleotides. RefSeq names its product NADPH oxidase B. The record is from RefSeq and is a predicted model, not a curated record. Gene Ontology annotation, biological process: defense response; superoxide anion generation. Gene Ontology annotation, cellular component: NADPH oxidase complex; plasma membrane. The coding region runs from base 202 to 2043 and encodes 613 amino acids. Gene Ontology annotation, molecular function: superoxide-generating NAD(P)H oxidase activity. Lineage: Eukaryota; Fungi; Basidiomycota; Agaricomycetes; Boletales; Coniophoraceae. The transcript is spliced from 6 exons.